Elephantulus edwardii (Cape elephant shrew) is the source of this 237-nucleotide messenger RNA. RefSeq names its product small integral membrane protein 5 (gene SMIM5). The record is from RefSeq and is a predicted model, not a curated record. The transcript has 2 exons. Bases 1 to 237 code for a protein of 78 amino acids. NCBI's taxonomy places the organism in Eukaryota, Metazoa, Chordata, Mammalia, Macroscelidea, Macroscelididae.
AUGGCAGGCCGCAGCUUCACACAGGAUUUGCACGAUAUGGGGAAGAGGCUGCUGCUCAAGUUGCAGAGGCUGCCGAAGGCGGAGAUGGUGGAAGUUGUGGCCAUCUCAGUCAUCCUGCUCUUCAUCGCCACUGCCCUGCUGUUGCUGUUCAUAGCCUGCAGCAGCUGCUGUGUCCACGGCUGCUGCCCCCAGCAGCGAGGCAGGAAGACCCAAGUGCGCCCUGUGACCUCGCCGUAA